This is a messenger RNA of Macroventuria anomochaeta, 1596 nucleotides long. Its product is annotated as hexokinase family protein-like protein. Bases 1 to 1596 code for a protein of 531 amino acids. Gene Ontology annotation, molecular function: D-glucose binding; ATP binding; glucokinase activity. Gene Ontology annotation, biological process: glucose 6-phosphate metabolic process; intracellular glucose homeostasis; glycolytic process. Lineage: Eukaryota; Fungi; Ascomycota; Dothideomycetes; Pleosporales; Didymellaceae. The record is from RefSeq and is a predicted model, not a curated record. Gene Ontology annotation, cellular component: cytosol; mitochondrion. The transcript has 2 exons.
AUGGUCACCUACCAGGGUGCUCUCAAUGAGCUGACAAGCUGCCUGAACACCAACACACUGCUCGACCUUGCACACCGGUUCUCGGAGACGUACAAAAACCUUGCGAAGACCUCCACCGAGCACUUUCUGAUCACGCCUGUCACUGCUUUGCCAACUGGGAAAGAGCAUGGGAAAUUUCUCGCUAUCGACGUUGGCGGCUCAAACCUGAGAGUGGGGUUUGUCGAGCUGGCAGGAGAAUCUGCGAUAGUCGACCAUGGAAAUCACGACACCGAAAUUGAUGUUUCCUCGAGGAUCAAGCGGAGUCACGACAAGAGCUGGCCCAUUGGAGAACACCUGAAGAUGGACCAGCCAGAGGACCUCUUCAAGUGGAUCGGCGACUGUAUGGCUGAGGUGAUAAGAGAAGCCAUCGGCAAUGCCUCCAUCCCAACAGACCGCGAGAUACUGUUGGGUGUUACCUUUAGCUUCCCCAUGGCGCAGUCGAAGUUGUCAGAAGCUACAGUGUUGCCUAUGGGGAAAGGCUUCGCCGUCACUACGGACCUGGAUCUGGGCGAGAUGCUGCUUGCUGGUUACGCACGCCAUUGCUCGACAACUGCCACAGAAUCAGCUGCUGAUACAUCAAGAGCACGUACCAGCGACCCUCUACCGAGCAUACGAGUCACGGCUAUCACCAAUGACACAGUAGCGACCUUCGUCUCGCUAACCUAUGCCGUGAAGGCUGCGCCCAACAGCCGAGUCGCAAUGGGUCUUAUCGUUGGAACAGGCACAAACGCCACUGUACCUCUGAGGCCAAGUUACCUGCAUCCCGAAAAGCAGAGCCAGGUACAAGGACUCGCAGCAACUGACACCGUCGUCAUCAACACCGAGUGGACCAUCCGUGGUACCGACAAACCACUCGACGACCUAGGCAUCAAGACGAAGUGGGACCGGAUCUUGGACAAGAACAGCGACGCACCUGGUUUUCAGCCCUUUGAAUACAUGACCUCUGGACGGUAUCUCGGCGAAAUCGUGCGCCUGGCAUUCGUUGACUUGAUGUCGGCUGAGGUCGACCCGCUCUCUUGCAACGUGGAAAAGAUACCAGAGGAUUUACAGCACAAGUACAGCUUACCAACGAGGUUUCUCUCGGAAGUCGUGGCGCGUUUAGACAACGACAUCCAUUUAACAAACCGUUUGCAGUCAAGAUAUCAACCUUACGAAAUAGACAUUGACAACUUCGAUUGGACCCCAAAGAGGUUACGGCUGCUGCGCAACCUCGCACGAGCCGUUCAACAACGCUCCUCGGCACUCAUAGCAGCGGCCUCCGUCGGUCUCUUGGACUGUGUAGGAGACAUCAGCCUGCGCAAACAGAGCACGGUUGAGCCGGACCCAAACGACGAGAAAUUGGACAAACCUGCGGACGUCGAAGAGCUCGUCAUCGCCUACACAGGAAGUACCAUCUCACAGUACCCUCACUGGCUCGAUGACUGUCAAGCAUGUAUAGACAAACUUGUCGCCGCAUCUGCAACGCACCCAAAGAAGAGAGUGAUCUUGAAAGAAGCUCUCGACGGCGGUAUCAUUGGCGCUGGCGUACUCGCUGGGAUGGGCAGCAUGAUACUGUAA